AUGCCUCUCAGUCAAGUGUGGGACGUAAUUCGCGAAGGUCAACGUACACAUACCCCAACGGGAAAGCUCACCGACCGUGUAAUCGAAGUUUUUCGUGAUAUCUGGUAUCUUGGCUUCACAGCGUUUGGAGGACCUCCAGCGCAUUUUCAGAUCUUUCACAAAAAGUUCGUCGAAGAAAGAAACGGUAGAACACCAUGGAUCAGCGAACAGACGUACCAGGAACUUUUUGCCCUUUCUCAGGCUCUACCAGGUCCGGCAAGCACAAAAUUUCUCUUUGGUAUAGUCCUCAUUCAUGCUGGAUGGAUUACAGCAAUUUUUGCCUUUUUGAUCUGGUCUCUGCCAGGGGCAUUGGGCAUGUUUGCUCUGUCGCUUGGCGUAAACAACAUCUCGGAAACACUUCCUGACACAGCCUAUGCUUUCCUGUCUGGUCUUAAUGCCUCCACCGUCGGUAUUGUUGCUGUUGCGGCAGUUGGACUUGCAGAGAAGUGUAUCAAAGAUCCACUUUCACGGAUACUGGUCAUUUUCGGAGCAUGUGCAGGAUUAUGUUACAGCGCGUUGUGGUACUACCCUGUCAUUAUAGUCAUCGGGGGUGCGGUGACCGUAACCUGGGAUAUGUGGCUUGGAAGACAGGUAAGACUUUACCAACAGCGAUGGUCAGCAAAGAAGAGACGGGCAGCAGAUGAUGCAGCAAUAGCAGAACACGAAGCAGGAAGAACUGUUUCAUCUGGGUCAAACUCGCGACUUCCUGAAAAUGCCGCAUCGAUUGAGCUUCAAGAACCUGCGAAGGCAAUUCACGCUAAGAACGAUAGUGCUGUCGUCCAACGUAGACAGCCUGAUCAAGGUGCAACCCAGUCCAGUGCCAGCGCAGCAGAAGCAGCAGCCUCACGAGUACCUCCAGAGUCCAUGCAAUCUCAGCCCAGUAGACCAGAGGCACCCAUUUACGGAGUUUCCAUUCGCUCAGGUGUAAUCGUCUUCGUCCUUUUUGUGCUCUCUUUCAUCGGCAUUAUGGUCGCACGAUCUGAAGUUCCCGGUGAUCUCAACAACCGGCCUAUUCAGAUCUUUGCGAACAUGUACUUGGCUGGGACCAUCAUUUUCGGUGGUGGCCCUGUAGUCAUUCCACUACUCCGAGAGUAUGUGGUCACACCAGGAUGGGUUUCACCUCGUGAUUUCCUGAUCGGACUGGCUAUCAUCCAGGCUUUUCCAGGUCCAAACUUCAACUUCGCGGUCUAUUUAGGUGGUCUAGCUCUGGUGUCAGCACAACAAUAUGGCACAGUCGGCGCGACAGUAUUCGGAGCAUUUCUCGGCUAUCUUGGCAUCUUCCUUCCUGGUAUGGCGUUUGCCUAUGCCAUACAGGGAGUUUGGCGCAAGUUGCGAGAUCGAGCUCUCUUCAUCUCUUUGCUCAGAGGUAUUAAUGCAACAGCAGUUGGACUAGUCUUCACGGCUGUCUACAGGCUUUGGGAGGUUGGCUAUCUGACUAACGCUUCUACGUCUAGCGAUUCUGCAAUUCAGGGAGGAAGAGUUAGUGGCCGAAGUCUUGCUGAUGAACCUUGGUUUGUUGUGAUUGCUGUAUUGACUUAUGCCGGCAACAAAUGGUUCAAUGUUCCUGCUGCCAUUGGCAUUGCAGCUGGUGGCAUCCUUGGAAUUGCGUGGUGGGGAGCCACCCAGCGCUGA
Molecule: messenger RNA, 1671 nt
Organism: Lithohypha guttulata
Lineage: Eukaryota; Fungi; Ascomycota; Eurotiomycetes; Chaetothyriales; Trichomeriaceae
Exons: 2
Coding region: 1-1671 (556 amino acids)
Biological process (GO): chromate transport
Molecular function (GO): chromate transmembrane transporter activity
Source: RefSeq, a predicted model, not a curated record